AUGUUGACGUGGACUGAGUUAUUUGCAAGUAAAUUUGUGCCUGUACAUUCUGAUCUAACAGACAAUUUUGUUGAUCGUCUAAAUUAUCUGUACACUGUAGCCUUAUUUAUGUUUAUGGCUGCAGUUACUGGUGCGAAACAACAUUUUGGCACAGCUAUUCAGUGUAUGGUGCCGGCACAUUUCCCUGGGACAUGGGUUAAUUAUGUUCAAGAUUACUGUUUUGUAAGCAACACGUAUACCGUGAAUACAAGUGCAGUUAUUGCAAUAGGACAAGAAGCGAAUGUACUGAAAGAAGAAAUCGUUUAUUAUCAGUGGGUACCCUAUGUCCUGCUGGUGCAGGCGUUACUUUGCUAUACACCGAAAUUUCUAUGGAAUAUUGUUAUAGAGCAUGGUGAGCAAAGCUAUUCAGAUUUACGUUCAGUUCUGGAGGAAGCAAUAAAACUGCCAGGUAUUACAUCAGUAUCAGCCCGUCAAAAGCAUCUUAGAAAAGUUGCUAACUUUGCUGUGGGAUAUAUUAGAUAUAAGCAAAGAAAACUGGGUUACUCAUGCUUGUCCGGAUAUCACUGUUUUCUGUUUUAUCUGUUCAUGAAAUGGUUAUAUUUUGGCUGUUGUCUUUGUCAGGUUUUGCUGAUAAAUAAUUUUGUUGGUGAUGGAAGUCUGCUUUGGGGUUACCAUUUCACAGAGCAAGUUUUUAGAGGUAAUGAUUGGAAAGUGUCUAAUAUGUUUCCGCGUGUUACAUUUUGUGAUGUCGAAACCACACAAGUUGGUCAAAUGAACACGUAUACGAUGCAGUGUGUACUGAUGAUCAAUGUUCUAAAUGAAAAACUGUAUGUCGCAUUAUGGUUUUGGCUGAUGAUUUUGAUGGUAAUUGAUGGAGUGAAUGCAGUAAAUUCAACACUGCUAUUGCUUUGUCCUUAUUUGCAAUAUACGCGUAUCUUGUCACUAUUACAGGCUGAUCAUAACUGCAUUGAUAUGAGAGCUAAAAGUUAUUUGCUUAACUUUGCGGUACACAUACUUCGUCCUGAUGGUAUAUUAUUAUUAUCGUUUGUAAAAAAUCGUAUGAACGGCUUGUAUGCCAGCGAUUUAACUCGUGAAAUUUGGUUAGUAGCCGACGACGAUCAAAAUCCAUAUUUUGUUUGA
Messenger RNA from Thelazia callipaeda (thelaziosis nematode), 1140 nucleotides. The record is from the annotation of a GenBank genome assembly. NCBI's taxonomy places the organism in Eukaryota, Metazoa, Nematoda, Chromadorea, Rhabditida, Thelaziidae.